This is a messenger RNA of Pseudoliparis swirei, 408 nucleotides long. RefSeq lists its product as uncharacterized. The record is from RefSeq and is a predicted model, not a curated record. Lineage: Eukaryota; Metazoa; Chordata; Actinopteri; Perciformes; Liparidae. The transcript is spliced from 3 exons. Bases 1 to 408 code for a protein of 135 amino acids.
AUGCAAAGAUGUCCAAAGAGGAUACCUUCAACCAUCUCAUUCUCUGUUUUGACUGCCGUGCUACUUGUGUGGUUUGUUUUGGAAAACUUUGUCCUUGACAAACACGUGCGGUACAUCCUCAUCAUCUACCCGGUUGUUAUUUGGGCACUGUGCGGAAACCUGUUCAAGAACUAUGAUGCCAAAUCGCCCAACCGUAAUGGCAUCUUCAUUGCUGUGCUGCUGACUUUAGCCCUGGUGCUGUUCGGAUUGUUUUGGUGGUUUGGAGACACAUCAGACAGCCGCUCUACACAAAUAUCAAUCCCGAAGCCAUGGAACCAACGGAGAUUGCUGAAAAACAGAAAAAGAUAUUUCGCUAAACAUUUUUACGUUAGGUCAUGUAUGAUAGAAAGGAGUUGUGCCAAAGUUUAG